AUGGCAGUUCUGGUUGGUGUGUACAACGACAAGUGGAGUUCCAACUCAUCCGCAGGCUGGGCUGCUGUGGCAAUGGCCUUUUGCUUCAUCCUCAUCUACGGAGUCUCCUACGCUCCAUUGGGCUGGGCUCUUCCUGCUGAGGUCUUCCCCAAUGCCUCCAGGUCUAAAGGAGUAGCUCUUGCUACAGCCGCGGUUUGGCUCUUCAAUUUUAUCGUGGGAGUUGCAACACCACCCAUGAUUGAGAGCAUCGGGUUCGGUGUCUAUAUCUUCUUCGGGUCUUGGUGUUUCAUCGCGGCUGUUUGGGCGUUCUUCCUGGUCCCAGAGACCAAGGGGAAGACGUUGGAGCAGAUGGACGAGAUCUUCGGUCAGGAGGAGUUGGAAAUCAUGCAGUCCAGAAUGGGUAUUGCUGAGUAUGGGCUGAAGAAGGAUGUGGUGCAGGUCUGA
Molecule: messenger RNA, 444 nt
Organism: Fusarium musae
Lineage: Eukaryota; Fungi; Ascomycota; Sordariomycetes; Hypocreales; Nectriaceae
Exons: 2
Coding region: 1-444 (147 amino acids)
Biological process (GO): carbohydrate transport; transmembrane transport
Cellular component (GO): membrane
Molecular function (GO): carbohydrate:proton symporter activity
Source: RefSeq, a predicted model, not a curated record